UUCCACUACUCGAAGUGGCAUAAUUUUGAAGGAGGGGUAAAGACAACGCCCCUGGCCAGAGAAGCUAUAAGAGGAGCAAGGCCCUCUUACGAUUUUUUUCCUUUUAUCUUUCAUUAUGGCUGCAAAUACGGCGGUGACAGUGCCUGUUGCGACCGAUCCUACGGCUGUCUUGGAUCCUACACAGCAACAAACCCCGCCACAACCGGGUGAUCAAAUCGAAGAGGAUGAGGAAUACUACGAUGAUAUUUUCGCAGAUGAGGACCUUGAUGAAGACGAAUUCAUGUCCUCCAAUCCUGCGGACCUUACAAAAUCAUACAACAGACAACGUCGGCUAAAAGAAGUCUCUGCGGACCCAAAUGCCCCUAGAUCAAAAUAUCCCAAAAGCAACCCUCAGAAACCCACGAUUAAUACGCAGGCGAAUGUCGACGACCAGAUUUCUUCACUCUCGCGACAUGCGUCAAAAUUACGCCUUGAUGACCUCCAGUCAGGUCUGGGAGGGAAGGGCGAUAGAGGGGUAGAUAAAAGCGACCGGGCAACAUCAGAGCAGGUGUUAGAUCCUAGAACGCGCAUGAUUUUACUGCAGAUGAUAAACAGAAAUGUAGUGUCUGAGGUAAACGGUUGUCUUUCUACAGGCAAAGAGGCAAAUGUUUACCACGCCGUAUCUUGCCUAGAAGAUGAUGGCGAACCACUCCAACGAGCUAUCAAGGUCUAUAAAACUAGUAUAUUAGUUUUCAAGGACAGGGACAAGUACGUCAGUGGAGAGUUUAGGUUCAGACAAGGCUAUAAUAAGUCCAACAACCGGUCAAUGGUCAAAGUAUGGGCGGAAAAGGAGAUGCGAAAUCUCAAGCGUCUUUACUCCGCAGGAAUACCAUGUCCUGAACCUCUCUUUCUCCGACUUCACGUUUUAGUCAUGGGUUUUCUUGGAAACUCUAAGGGGUUUGCAGCCCCACGAUUAAAGGACGUGGAUCUUACCGGGCCAGACCCUGAGGAACAGUGGAAAACCCUUUACAUCGAACUGCUCGGGCAUAUGCGCACGAUGUACCAGGAAUGUCGAUUAGUGCACGCAGAUCUAAGCGAGUACAACAUCCUCUACCAUAAAAGUAAACUCUACAUCAUCGACGUCAGCCAGAGCGUGGAGCAUGACCACCCACGCAGCUUGGAGUUCCUCCGUAUGGACAUCAAGAACGUCACGGACUUCUUCAGACGGAAGGGAGUACACACCCUCUCAGAGAGGACUAUAUUCGAAUUUAUCACGGCUCAUGAUGGGCCAAAAGCUACCCCUAGCUCCAACUAUAUGUCAGAGGCAUUGGAGAAGUUAUUUGCCACUCGAGAGCAAAUGGAGGACGAGGGCGGUGCCGAUGCUGAUACCAACGCACAAGAUGAAGUCGACGCAGCCGUUUUCCGCCAACAAUAUAUGCCCCAGACGCUCGAGCAGGUAUAUGAUGUGGAGCGUGACGUGGAGAUACUACGGAAGGGGCAGGGCCAGGACCUAGUAUAUCGUGAACUGCUAGCAGACAAAGGCGACGCCACCUCCCGGGUUCCGGUGAAUGGCAAUGCGGAAGAGGAAGGAUCGGACGAAUCUGGAGGAGUUUCUAUAUCAAAUGAAGGGUCCGAGUCGGGCUCUCAAGUUGAAGACAAGGAUCUAUUUGCCAAGAAGCCUCCUAGAGGAAAGCGGUUUGAGGACAAGGAGGCGAAGAGGGACCAUAAACGGCUUGUGAAGGAGGAGAAGCGCGAGCAGCGAACGAAGAAGAUUCCGAAACACAUUAAAAAGAAACUUGUCAAUGGGUCAAAGAAGAAGUAGGGCUAUGUGAUUUUUUUUCCCCUACCACCAUUUAAGGAUUGGUUUGAAUUGCUUCGAUUGGGUACGUAACGGAUUUUGCAUGGUUAUUAAUGACAUUAGCAUGAAUAUGAUGCAUUAGAUGAUAGAGGAUUUUUAAUUACAAUAAACUCCUUUUCACUCCGGCAGCGUAAUCGACCAAUUGGGAAUGGAGGAAGUAUACCUCUAGCGCUAAUUUGCCUCCAAAUAGCUUUUAUAGGCAUAAGAACACGCAAGGAAUUUUAGGCAGCCCCUGGUUCAGGGGGUAGUAACUGUCUCCCAAUUUUUAAAUUUCCGAAGGAUUCACUGCAUUUCUCCAAUACUAACAUACAAAACCGUAAUAACCCAUCAGAGCUCUCUUUGAUCCUCAUUCCUCUCAUAAAAAAAAUACCCCGAUUCUCC
This is a messenger RNA of Blastomyces gilchristii SLH14081, 2218 nucleotides long. Its product is annotated as Atypical/RIO/RIO1 protein kinase. NCBI's taxonomy places the organism in Eukaryota, Fungi, Ascomycota, Eurotiomycetes, Onygenales, Ajellomycetaceae. Gene Ontology annotation, biological process: maturation of SSU-rRNA. The transcript has a single exon. The record is from RefSeq and is a predicted model, not a curated record. Gene Ontology annotation, molecular function: protein serine/threonine kinase activity; ATP binding. Gene Ontology annotation, cellular component: cytosol; preribosome, small subunit precursor. The coding region runs from base 116 to 1801 and encodes 561 amino acids.